AUGCUUGACUCGGAGAACAAUUGUUUGAACUUUCGCUACAACGGCGAGCAUCUCCAAAUUGAGGCUUGGGGGCCUGGUGCUUUUCGCGUUCGCAGCACCAAAGCUCAAAGCUUCCCGCCAGAGAAUUGGGCACUAUCGCAGGAAGUUCCCGAUUUGAAGCCCACUAUCACCAUCAAAGAUUCAUCAAUCACCAAUGGAGCAAUCACGGCAUUUGUGACAGCAACCGGAAAACUCAUUAUCAAGAACAACAUUACCGGCAAGCAGAUACUCGAAGAAUACGCCCGGAACAGACUUGAUGUGUUUGAUCCCAAGACUUCGGCACUGGAAAUUGUCGCAAGAGAAUUCAAAUCCCAUGGCACAGGCGCGGCAGACUAUCACCUUACCUACCGUCUCGAGUCACAAUCUCAAGAUGAAAAGCUGUAUGGCAUGGGACAGUAUCAACAGCCGUACCUCGACUUGAAAGGUUUGGACAUCGAGCUCGCCCAGCGAAAUUCUCAAGCAAGCGUUCCAUUUCUUGUGAGCAACCUCGGGUAUGGUUUGCUCUGGAACAAUCCUUCGGUUGGUCGUGCUGUCUUCGCUCGAAACAUCAUGACGUUCGAGGCAAAUGCAACAACGGUUCUCGACUUUUGGAUUGUGGUAGGGGAAACACCCAAGGAAAUCAUGCUCCGUUACGCCGACGUCUCUGGCCAUGCUCCAAUGAUGCCUGAAUACGGUCUUGGCUUUUGGCAGUGUAAGCUGCGAUACCAAACACAAGACGAACUAUUAUCGGUCGCCCGCGAGUACAAGAAGAGAGAGCUCCCACUGGAUGUGAUUGUGAUAGACUUUUUUCAUUGGCCUCUUCAGGGUGAGUGGAAGUUCGAUCCCCAAUUCUGGCCAGAUCCAGACGAUAUGAUCAAGGAGCUCAAUGAUCUCGGCAUCAAAAUCCUCAUCUCCAUCUGGCCAACCGUCGAUCAGCGCAGCGAAAACUAUCCUCAAAUGCUGGAGAAAGGUUACCUUGUGCGCACUGAGCGAGGAGUUCCCAUCGCAAUGGAUUUCAUGGGUAAUACGAUACACGCAGAUUUCACCAAUCCAGAUGCAAGGCAGUAUGUUUGGCAGAUCGCCAAGAAAAACUACUUCGACAAAGGCAUACGAUGUUUUUGGCUCGACGAGGCCGAGCCGGAGUACAAUGUGUACGACUUUGACAACUAUAGGUAUUGGAAAGGCAGCACAUCGGGCGUCGGAAAUAUAUAUCCUGUCAACUAUGCUCAAGCAUUCUUCGAGGGCCAGCUAGAGGCAGGUCAGAAAUUGGGUGGACAGGACGGCAUUUUGAAUCUCAUUCGAUGUGCAUGGGCAGGCUCCCAACGAUAUGCCACACUAGUAUGGAGUGGCGACAUAGCGAGUUCGUGGAGCAGUUUCAGGAACCAACUCGCUGCAGGUCUCAACAUGGGUAUGGCUGGAAUUCCCUGGUGGACCACAGAUAUUGGAGGCUUCCAUGGCGGUAUCACAGCAGAUCCAGCGUUUCGCGAACUGUUGGUACGAUGGUUUCAAUGGGGCACUUUCUGCCCCGUUAUGCGGCUGCAUGGCUUUCGAGACCCAGUCCAGGCCAAGGUCGGUAACGGCGGAGGAAGUGAGUGCCGUAGUGGCGCUGACAACGAAGUCUGGAGUUUCGGCGAUGACAAUUAUCCGAUCUUGGUCAAGUACAUGAAGUUUCGAGAGAGAUUGAGGGACUACACGCGGAACUUGAUGAAAGAAGCAAGUGAGAAGGGAACACCUGUGAUACGAGCCAUGUUCCUGGAGUUCCCCCAUGAUGAGGCAUGCUGGGGAAGAGAAUUUGAGGAUCAGUACAUGUUUGGUGGAAAAUACUUGUGUGCGCCCAUCAUGGAGCCUGGGGCUACGCAAAGGAAGGUUUAUCUGCCAAAGGAUGCUAGAUGGGCACUGUUGAAGAUAGGAGAGGUGAAGGAUGAGCAUGUCAGAGAAUUUGAUGGUGGACAGACCGUCGUGGUUGAGACUAACAUUGAAGAUAUGCCAGUAUGGGUCAAGCUAUAG
Mollisia scopiformis is the source of this 2025-nucleotide messenger RNA. Its product is annotated as 31 glucosidase. Gene Ontology annotation, molecular function: hydrolase activity, hydrolyzing O-glycosyl compounds; carbohydrate binding. NCBI's taxonomy places the organism in Eukaryota, Fungi, Ascomycota, Leotiomycetes, Helotiales, Mollisiaceae. The transcript is spliced from 2 exons. Bases 1 to 2025 code for a protein of 674 amino acids. Gene Ontology annotation, biological process: carbohydrate metabolic process. The record is from RefSeq and is a predicted model, not a curated record.